Messenger RNA from Pygocentrus nattereri (red-bellied piranha), 4850 nucleotides. RefSeq names its product NACHT, LRR and PYD domains-containing protein 3-like. The transcript is spliced from 15 exons. The record is from RefSeq and is a predicted model, not a curated record. Bases 205 to 4539 code for a protein of 1444 amino acids. NCBI's taxonomy places the organism in Eukaryota, Metazoa, Chordata, Actinopteri, Characiformes, Serrasalmidae. Gene Ontology annotation, molecular function: zinc ion binding; protein binding.
CGAAAGCAAGCGGAAGCAGUAAACAGACAUCGGGGUUAGCCUUCAGUGCUACCUGAGUUAUUAUUUUGUAUUAGUAUGAUUUUUAGCCUUUUUUGAACAGGUUUGCAGGGUCUUUUUCAGCUGGACUGCGCCUGCCGGAGUGGCCUAAAAUGAAAUAAUCUUCUGGCUGCUGACUGUGAGAGAAGACGAGAAGUAUGAAAAGGCAUGAGCCAAAGCAAGAUGAGGAAGUUAAAGAUGAUUAUGCAAAAAGGCCCAGAAGAACCUCAACAGAGUCAGAGGAUGAGGUGUCAUCAUGCAGCCAGAUCACGUGAGACAACAGAAGAAGGGUCAGGAAAAGCAGAUUCACCUGUUCGCAGCUGUGUGUCCAUGAAGAGUGAUGCAUCCUUUGAUUGCGAGGACAGCUUUUGUCAUGGACAAAAGAGCACUGGAAAAAGUGCUGAAACAGGGAGACCACAGUCACCAUCUCCUAGUUAUAUCUCCAUGAAGAGUGACAAGUCAUUGGACCGACCAAUAAAGUUCAACCAGGGAGAAAAGAGCAGUGGACGAAAUUGGCCAACCUCAACAACAGCACCACAGGGAUAUACACGGCGAGACACGGCUGGACACCACAAGGAGAGACUCUGCCCAGAGCACAAGAUGCCAAUGGAAGUGUUCUGCAAGACAGACCAGACCCUGAUCUGCAAAGAGUGUGCAACUCUGACACACAGAGGCCACAAGAAAAGCUAUACCACAAGAGCCAGGGUACUCCAGGAGCUCAACACGGCGUCUUUACUUGAGCAAACACUGAUCAACAUAGACAAGAAUGAGUUUAUGAAUUAUCUCUAUCAAAAUUGUCCUGAAUACUUUGAGUCUCCUCAGGAGGCUCAUGAUGUCCACAAAGCAUCUGAACUUGUUCUGAAGAGCUUUGGCUCAGAGGGUGCUCUAAAGAUAGUCUUGAAGUUCAUGCUGGACAAAGGGAAACACAUACAGGAUCGUCUUAAGUCUAGUCUACAAGAUCAUCUUAAAUCUAAAUUUGAGUGCAUACGUGAGGGAAAUGCUCAACAAGGAAAUCCAAUCCUUUUAAAGGAGAUCUUCACAGAGCUGCUGAUCACAGAAGGAGGGAGUGGAGAUGUCAAUAAAGAACAUGAAGUCAGAUUGAUCGAGGAAGCAUCAAAGAGCAACGGCAUUCGAGAGAAUGCAAUAAAAUGCAAUGAUAUCUUCAAACCUUUACCCGGACAGAGAAAACGCAUCAGAACUGUGCUCACAAAGGGCAUCGCUGGAAUUGGGAAAACAGUCUCUGUGCACAAAUUCAUCCUGGACUGGGCAGAAGGGAAGGCAAACCAGGACAUCCACUUCAUGUUUCCACUCCCUUUUCGUGAUCUGAAUUUGAAGGGAAAUGACAAGUACAGCUUAAUUCAACUUCUUCAUCAGUAUUUUCCAGAACUCAAAGAACUACAAACUAUUAGAAGCGAGGAAGUACAGACUGUGUUUAUCUUUGAUGGUCUGGACGAGUGCCGACUUCCUCUUGAUUUUAAGAACAAUGAAUUGUGUUGUGACCCUACAAAGAAAAUGUCUGUGGAUGCUCUGCUAACAAAUCUCAUUCAGGGGAAUAUACUUCCCUCUGCUCUCCUCUGGAUAACCUCCCGACCAGCAGCGGUCAGUCAGAUCCCUCCUGAUUGUGUUGACCAGGUUACGGAGGUCCAAGGAUUUAAUGAUUCUGAAAAAGAGGUCUACUUCCAGAAAAAGUUCAGUGAACCGGGCCUUGCUGGCAGAAUUGUUGCACACAUAAAGUCUUCAAGGAGCCUUCACAUUAUGUGCCACAUUCCAGUCUUCUGUUGGAUAUCUGCCACAGUCCUGGAGAAAAUGUUAGAUAAACCAGACUGUGAAGAAGUGCCUAAAACUCUGACUCAGAUGUACACCCACUUUCUUCUUAUUCAAACUCAAAUGAAGAACAAGAAGUAUCAUGGAGUGAUUCGGGACGAAAUAGACCUGAUGGAAUCAGACAAGGAGAUGAUCACAAAACUAGGAAAGCUAGCAUUUCUGCAAUUGGAGAAGGGGAAUCUGAUUUUCUAUGAAAAAGACCUGACAGAAUGUGCAAUUGAUGUCAACAAAGCAUCCGAGUACUCUGCAAUUUGUACAGAAAUCUUCAAAGAAGAGCUUGGAUUGUACCGGACGAAGGUCUUCUGCUUUGUACACCUGAGCAUUCAGGAGCAUCUUGCUGCAGUGUACGUGCAGCUCAGUUUUGUGAACAGCCACAUAAACAUACUCAGUCAAGACUCAGAGAGUCAGAGCAGUAACUCAAAGAUGUCAGAUUUGCACAAGAGUGCAGUGGACAGAGCGUUGCAGAGUGAGAACGGACACUUUGACCUUUUCCUUCGCUUUCUUCUUGGUCUCUCAGUUCAGUCCAAUCAGGUUCUUUUAAGAGGAAUACUGUCAAAAACUUGUGUGGAAAGUUUGGAGGAAACUGUGAACUACAUUAAGGAGAAGAUCAGAAAUGAGUCUUCAGCAGAAAGAACCAUCAAUCUGUUAAACUGUCUGAAUGAAUUGAAUUACAACUCCUUGAUGGAAGAAAUCCAGAGUUUCUUGAGAUCAGGCAGAUAUUCUCAGACAGAGCUCCAACCCGACCAGUGCUCUGCUCUGGCCUAUGUGCUGCUAACUUCAGACGAUGUGCUGAAUGAAUUUGACCUGAAGAUGUGCAACACAUCUCCUGAAGGAUACCGCAGAUUGUUACCAGUUGUCAAGACUUCAAGAAGAGCCAUCCUUGCUGGUGUCAAUCUCACAGAUGAAUCAUGUGAAACUCUGGCUUCAGUUCUCCAAUCAUCUAACUCACACCUGACAGAACUGGAUCUCAGCUCCAACAAUCUGGGAGAUCUAGGAGUCAAGUUUCUCUGUGCUGGGCUCUCAGAUCCGCAUUGUAAACUAGAGAAACUGAAUCUCAGUCACAAUAAGCUAGAAGACAUAGGAGUGAAGCUGCUUUGUGAAUGUCUGAUGAGUCCACACUGUAAGCUGCAGACACUCAGUUUAGCUGGCACCAGCUUCUCAGAACGAUCUUGUGAACUGAUGGCCUCAGUUUUCCAGACUGUAAAUUCACGAGUGAAACAGCUGGAUCUUGGCUGCAACAACAGGAAAGACUCUGGAGUAAAGCUGCUUUCUGCUGGACUGAAAAGUUUACACUGUAAACUAGAGAAACUUGUGUUGGACAGAUGUGACCUGAUGGAUAAUUCUUGUGAAGGUUUGACAGCUGUUCUGCAGUCACCCAGCUCAUGCAUGAAAGAGCUUAAUCUCAGCUACAAUAAGCUGGGAGACUCAGGAAUGAAGUGGCUCUGUGAUGGACUAACACAUCCAAACUGCAAACUGGAGAAACUUGAUCUCAGCUACAAUAAUCUUGGCCAUUCUGGAGUUAAAGUUCUCUGUGCUGGACUGAUGAACCCAGACUGUAAAUUGAAGAAUAUAAGACUUGCUAACAUUGGCAUUCUGGAGGGGACAUGUGAAACUCUCGCCUCAGUUCUAGAGUCAGCAAAUCCACACCUGAGAGAGCUGGAUCUCAGCAACAAUUACAUUGGAGAUUCAGGAGUGAAACUGCUAUGUCCUGGACUGCAGAGCCCAAACUGCAAACUAGAGAAACUGAGUCUGUGCUGGUGUAAUCUCACAGACAGAUGCUGUUCAAAUCUAGCCUCAGUGUUGAGUUCACUCUCUCACUUGAGAGAACUGGAGCUGAGAGACAAUGACUUGCAGGAUUCAGGUGUGAAGCAGCUUUGUGCUGGUCUUCAGGAUCCACAGUGCACACUGCAGAAACUAAGUCUUUCAGGGUGUUGUGUUACAGAAGAAGGUUGUUCUGCUCUAGGUUUAGCUUUGAGCUCAAAUCAUUCAGAGCUAAAAGAGCUUGACCUCAGUUAUAAUCAUCCUGGAGAACAAGGGUUGAGACAGCUGGCCACCAUACUGGAUGAUCCAUGCUGUAAACUGGAGAAACUGAAUGUGGAAUACUGCAGUGAGUUCCGAAACAAACCAGGACUGAAGAAAUAUGCCUAUGACAUCACAUUUGACCCAAACACAGCACACCGAACCCUGUCUCUGACUGGGAACAAAAAGGUGACAAAGACGAAAAGGGAGCAGCCGUACCCUGACCACCCAGACCGGUUUGAGUACUAUGGUCAGGUGUUGUGUAGGGAAAGCUUGUGUGGGGCUCGGUUCUACUGGGAAGCUGAGUGGACUGGUAAAGCUGUUUAUGUAGGGGUGACUUACAAAGGGAUCAACAGGAAAGGUCGUGGGACAGAUUGCAGACUGGGGACAAAUAACAAAUCUUGGAUUCUGUUCUGUUCAGAGGACUAUGGGUGUUAUGUCAGUUACAAUGCCAAAGAGGCUGUCAUUCCUUCUCCGAGCCCCUCCAAAAGAAUGGGGAUCUAUCUGGACUGGCAAGAUGGCACACUCUCCUUCUAUAUCAUUUCCCCAGACAGAGCAUACCACACAUAUACAUUUCACACCACCUUCACCGAGCCCUUGCAUCCAGGCAUCAGCGUUUAUAACUAUGAUGAGACAGUCAUAUUAUGUGAGAUAAAAUAAUACAUGGACGCACAUUUUAAGGAGUGGAGCUUAUGUCUCUUUAAUUAUCAGUUUAUGAUUCAUCAGUUUAGUAGACAAGCAGAGCUUCUCCACCAUUCCUCAGUCCACAUUUUGUGAUUAUCUAAUUCAGAUAAGCUAGAAUUCAACAGUUUCGUAGCAUAUGGAUCAAAGACAUAAUACAUUACAUUACAAAGAUAUAAUACAAUACAACAUUCAUGGUCAUGGUCAUAGAUUAUUAUUUUAUGUACCAUUAAACUCUACCAUUACCAUACCUUCCUUACAAUAAUGUUAUGAUGAGUGGCAAAAUAAAG